This is a messenger RNA of Cyclospora cayetanensis, 2928 nucleotides long. RefSeq lists its product as uncharacterized. NCBI's taxonomy places the organism in Eukaryota, Apicomplexa, Conoidasida, Eucoccidiorida, Eimeriidae. The annotation marks the transcript as partial. The record is from RefSeq and is a predicted model, not a curated record. The transcript has 9 exons. Gene Ontology annotation, cellular component: endomembrane system. Gene Ontology annotation, molecular function: glucosyltransferase activity.
AUGGGUACGCCAGCCAGGCAGCAGCAGUCGCAACUUUCCACUUCCGUGAAGGACAAAGCGGCCAAAGCUGCAGCUGCAAAUAGUACAGCUCGCUGGCGUCGUCAGUUUUUUAGACGUUGGACUGGUGCAAUUCGUUCCAAAUGGGCGUGGCUUGCAGUCGCUGCAGUUGCUCUGUACGUGGGCUUAUUCUAUCGCUCGCGAGUGCCUGCCUAUACCUUUGAAAUUAAGAAGGGCCCAGGACUGGACCCUUCAUUCGCUUCUCCCACUCGCUAUUUUCGUCUAGCGGUUCACAACUCUGCUGGCCAGAAGGAGGUCCCCCCCGAUUUCGUCACAGGUCAAAUUCUUCUCAACUGGAGUAUCAUACCCCCAAUUCCUGGACGCUUUGGAAGCCCAGUGGAGUCUGAAGUUCACGACUUGGGACAUGGGGACUAUGUUGUGACUUACAGGGUGAGGGAAGGCGUUCCUAGAGGAUAUGCGCUCCGCUUUAGGGCAAGCUACGCAGACCGGAGUGCAUCCUUUUCGGUUGAAACCGCUGAAAUAUCCAUACCGGGUCCCAUUCACGAGCCAAGCUGCGCUGCUCCCGUGUCUUCGAGUGACUGGGCAAAAGCUAUGGGCUGUCCCCGCGACAUACCUCAAGUGGCAGAGGAUUUUAAAAACUUUCCGACAAUCGACUUGGUCAAAUUGCGCUCAGCUGUUCCCAAGCUCUUAAGCAAAAGUUCAGCAACAUCCUUGUUGCACUACGUAAUCAAGGAUAACCAGCUAUAUAGGAAGGCCUACGGUCCUUUCCCGGCGUUUUCUUACUUUGCUGACUUAAUGUUCAACCAAUUGGCGGCUACCGUUAGGCUGCCUGACGUGGAGUUUGUGCUGAAUGUGGGCGAUUGGCCCCUCGUGGAGAAGAAGUGGGGCGAGAGCAGAGUGCCAGUGUUCUCAUGGUGCGGCUCCACUGACUCAUUUGACAUAGUGUUUCCGCAAUGGGACGUUACACGCUCCACAGUUCUUGGUAAUACUGAAUCAAACCCGGAUCUUAUCGCCUCUCAGGGGUGGGGCCUUCUUCCGUGGGCAUCCAGAGACUCCAGAGCGGCGUUUAGGGGCCGCGACAGCAGCGCCGUCCGCGUAAAACUGGCACAGCUCUCUGCACAGCAUCCUGACCUCCUGGAUGUGGUGAUUACAAGCUGGGAAAACGAUGAAAAUAUCGAAGUUGAAGAGCAGCUGGGUGGAGGCAAGAAGCAUUUCCUCAAGCUCGGGGAGUUUUCUAAGUACAAGUACAUUCUUCAGCUGGAUGGCACAGUUGCUGCGUACAGGAACCCUUACCUUCUUGCCAGUGGUAGCUUGCUGCUGAAGCAAGAAAGUCCCUAUUACGAGUGGUAUCAAAAAGAGCUCAAGCCGUGGCAGCAUUAUGUCCCGUUCGACGGCACUGGCGAAGACUUACUUGUGAAGCUACAGUGGGCAAGGGAGCACGACAGCGAGGCCCAAGGAAUUGCUGCUAAUGCUCGAGAAUAUGCAAGGUCACAUAUGCUGCCUGAACGAGUGCUGUGUUACUACUUCCGGGCGCUGGAGGCCUAUGCUGCAAGACAGAACGGAGUCCCAAAGGUCGCAGAGGACAUGAUGUGGGUCCCGCUAGCUCACCAGCCGAAGUAUAAUACAUGCAACUCUCCGGAUCCGCAAUCUCAACUGGAAGACUAUCCAAUCCUCCCUCUCCAACCGGAUUCGGUUGAAACAGUUCUUCACAAUGCCAGGAAAGAUGCUGUCGUCAUCGUUCACUCUUCAUUUUGCAACAAGAGUGUCCGAGUCUUCCCAACACUCGUGCUUAUGGCGCGAAAAUACAAAGCAGCGGGUGCUAACUUGAUGUUUGCGUCUGCUGAAGUGUUCUCCAAACGCUUCCCGUUAAAGUGGCUCCAGACGACCAACGAGCCAAAACUCUUUUUCUUGAAAUCUGGAUCUGGUGUUCCCCAGCAGCUUGAAGGCCACUUAUCGAUGUCCACAGCCACUGACUUCAUCAACUCGAAAAUUCCUGUGCAGCAUCGCAUUGAGGCUCUACAAGAAAGCCAGCAAACUGUUUCUGACCCCAUUCCGGCGAAAAAUGAUGGGCCUGUGAAACAGGUAGUCGCCGACAAUUUUGAGCAGCUUGUACUGAAUUCAAACAAGGAUGUGCUCCUUAUGGUGUCUGCCCCAUGGUGUGGCUACUGUAAAGCCAUAAAGCCAGCAUACUUCCGUUUCGCUCGUUCGGUUGCUGCGGAUCCCGCGGCGGCCGCAGUGUUGGACGUUGCAAAAAUGAACGGACCCACAAACGAGAUCCAACAUGAGGGAUUCGACAUCAAGGGAUACCCAACAAUUUGGUUUAUCCGAAAGAAUGAAAAGAAGCCGAUGAUAUUUUCUGGCUCGAAGACAGAUGAAGGUUUUGCAGCAUUUGUAAAGCAAUACGCCACGACACCUGCCGAGCUCAGUGGGCUUCGAAUAUUAAAAAACGAGAAGCACGAGUCAGUUAAAACCUCAGGCCGCAGUGUAUCGGACAAGCUAAAUAUACCAGUUCUUCAAAUUGACGCCGACAGCUUUCACACAGAAGUGCUCGCAAGCAACAAGGACGUGCUCUUGAUGGUUUAUGCCCCAUGGUGUGGACACUGCAAGAAGCUUGAUCCUGUUUACGAAGAAUUUGGAAAGCUGGCAUCUGAGUCAAAGUCGGCUAGCCAGGCGCUCGUGGUUGCCAAGAUGGACGGAACGGAGAACAAGUUGCCGGAUGAAAAGUACAAGGUCACAGGCUUUCCAACAGUUUGGUUUUUCAAGAACGGUUCAGAUACUCCCAUUAAGUUUAUGGGAGAACGAACCAUUCAGGGUCUUGCUUCAUUUGUCCAGCAACAAUCAACAAUGAAAUUGGAGAUGGACGUUCCUGUUGCGAGCGCUCCAGAGGCUACAUCACAGCCAGUGCCUGCA